Molecule: messenger RNA, 1102 nt
Organism: Myzus persicae (green peach aphid)
Lineage: Eukaryota; Metazoa; Arthropoda; Insecta; Hemiptera; Aphididae
Product: 3-hydroxyisobutyrate dehydrogenase, mitochondrial
Exons: 7
Coding region: 1-987 (328 amino acids)
Biological process (GO): L-valine catabolic process
Cellular component (GO): mitochondrion
Molecular function (GO): NADP binding; NAD binding; 3-hydroxyisobutyrate dehydrogenase activity
Source: RefSeq, a predicted model, not a curated record
AUGAUCAUGUUUGUCGGUGGUUUGAACCACGUGUUCCGGCGGUCGGCGAACGGCUGUAUAAAAAUUGCCUCAGUGGUCGAAGAGAGCAAACGGUGGAAAUCAAAUGUCGGCUUCGUCGGCCUGGGAAACAUGGGAAUUCCGAUGGCGAAAAACUUAUUGAAAAACGGUUACGGAGUGGUGGGCAACGAUGUGUCUGCCGAGAGAAUGGACUUGUUUCGGGGCCUAGACGGAGCCGAGACCGCAGACACGCUGCAGCAAGUGGCCGCGUCCUCGGACGCCGUGAUCACCAUGUUGCCGGCGAGCAAGCACGUGCUUUCGGCGUACGAGAAAUUACUAGAGUCUUCGAAACCGGAACAGUUAUUUGUGGACUGUAGUACAAUCAGUCCAGAGAGUUCUAAAAAAGUUUCAAACAUGGCCGAGCAGAAGGGUUGUAAAUUUUUAGGAGCACCUGUGUCAGGAGGAGUGGUGGGUGCACAGAACGGCACUCUGACAUUCAUGGUGGGCGGGGACGAGAGCACGCUGACGGCGGCCGAACACCUACUCGGCUCCAUGGGGUCCCGGUGGGUGUACUGCGGACCGGCCGGUUCGGGGCUGGUCGCCAAGUUAUGCAACAACAUGAUACUCGGUAUGACCAUGGCUGCGGUGGCUGAGGCUAUGAACCUGGGCAUUAAGCUAGGCAUGGAACCUAAGGUUCUGGCAUCCGUCAUCAAUACGAGCACAGGACGGUGUUGGGCAUCCGAAAUCAACAAUCCCGUGCCCGGAGCCAUCGACAAAGACAUUCCCAGCAACAACGAUUAUCUGAAUGGUUUCAAAGCCGAUUUGCUGCUGAAAGACAUGAGAUUGGGAGAGUCGCUUGCGAAGGAGACACACACGCAGACGCCCUUAACGCGCCUUACUGUGGACGUGUACGCACGUAUAUCGCAGAUGGGAUGGGGUGACAAGGAUUUUUCAAUCGCCUACAAAUACUUCAAGGAACAGCAAUCAUGAUCCAUUCCUGGAGACUUCAAAGUUUAGAGUAUAAAAUUAUAAGAAUACAUAAUAAUAUAUCACAUGUUGAUAUAUUAUAUUGUUAACAUACGUAAAUACACGUAACAUUGAUUUA